Messenger RNA from Dioscorea cayenensis subsp. rotundata (Guinea yam), 583 nucleotides. RefSeq lists its product as uncharacterized. Lineage: Eukaryota; Viridiplantae; Streptophyta; Magnoliopsida; Dioscoreales; Dioscoreaceae. The record is from RefSeq and is a predicted model, not a curated record. The transcript has a single exon. The coding region runs from base 28 to 375 and encodes 115 amino acids.
AGCGUGAACAACGCGGAGUCUCGUUGGAUGUGCGCAUUGAGAGUCUCUCCGCCGCCGUUCUGGACCUCGAUCCAACAACCCUCCACGACGACGAGAUCUUCUUCUCUUCUCCUCCUUCUCCCCCUUCGCCGGCGUCUACAUCGGCCUCUCACCUCCUCAGCGAUGGGUGACAACGUCAAGGAAAUCAAAGUGGAGGAAAAGAAGAAGACCGAAGCUGAGAAGCCGGAGACGCCGCUGCAGCCGCCGGAGAAGCCGCUUCCCGGCGAUUGCUGUGGGAGUGGAUGCAUGCGAUGCGUUUGGGAUGUGUAUUAUGAGGAGCUGGAAGCCUACAACAAGAGCUUUGACCUUGCCCCAUCGGAAGCUAAGAAUCAGUAAAAAGGCGCCUCUUUUCCUCUUGUUUUGAUCUGAUUUUUUAGCGUUGUUUGAUGGAUUUCAUACAUGAUUGAUUAAUUUGGCCAUUUUUUUGGGGAAUUUUUUUGUUUGAUUUGUGAAUGAAUUCAUGGAGGUUCGGAAUCUGCACGCCAAGUGUUUGUUGAAAUGCUCUUGAAAGGAUGAAUAGUAAUUUUGUGAUAAUAAAAACAAA